This is a messenger RNA of Peromyscus californicus insignis, 1602 nucleotides long. RefSeq names its product ankyrin repeat and SOCS box containing 5 (gene Asb5). NCBI's taxonomy places the organism in Eukaryota, Metazoa, Chordata, Mammalia, Rodentia, Cricetidae. Gene Ontology annotation, biological process: intracellular signal transduction; positive regulation of protein catabolic process; protein ubiquitination. The record is from RefSeq and is a predicted model, not a curated record. Bases 253 to 1107 code for a protein of 284 amino acids. Gene Ontology annotation, molecular function: protein binding. The transcript has 7 exons.
UAACGAUAUGAUGUCACUGUAGCCAGGGACAGAAGUAAAAGUAAAACGCUUUUGUUUCAUGACAGGAUCCAUGGUCUUAAGGCUAAAAAUAAUUUUGGGUUACUAUUUCUCAAAGAGGGCAAUCAGUGAAAAAAAUAAAUCAGGAUUUCCAAACAAGUCAUCAUAUUACAAGGAGCUUUGAGCUCCCUAAAAUGGCCGAACACAGCUAGUAAACGACAAGUGAUUUUUUUUUUCUCAUGCUGCUGAAAAAAGAUGAGUCGGAUUUACCUCAGCAGUGGCUGGCUUGAAGUGCCAUGGGGAGAUGGUGACUUAGGUUCAUGGGCAGAUCGAUCACCACUGCAUGAAGCUGCAAGUCAAGGUCGCCUUCUUGCUCUGAGGACAUUGUUAUCACAAGGUUAUAAUGUAAAUGCGGUAACCAUAGACCAUGUCACCCCACUCCAUGAGGCCUGCCUGGGUGAUCACGUGGCAUGUGCAAGGACUCUUCUGGAAGCUGGAGCUAAUGCAAAUGCGAUCACGAUAGACGGUGUGACUCCCUUGUUCAAUGCAUGCUCACAAGGCAGUGCAAGCUGUGCGGAACUUCUUUUGGAAUAUGGCGCCAAAGCACAGCUGGAGUCCUGUUUCCCAUCUCCAACACAUGAGGCUUCAAGUAAAGGUCACCAUGAAUGUCUGGACAUUUUGAUAUCCUGGGGCAUAGAUGUUGACCAAGAUAUUCCUCACUUGGGAACUCCUCUUUAUGUAGCUUGUAUGUCUCAACAGUUCCACUGCAUCUGGAAGCUUCUUUAUGCUGGUGCUGAUGUACACAAAGGCAAGUAUUGGGACACUCCACUCCAUGCUGCUGCUCAGCAACCCAGUACUGAAAUUGUGAACUUAUUGCUAGAAUUCGGAGCAGACAUCAAUGCCAAGAACACAGAACUUUUGCGGCCUAUUGAUGUGGCUACAUCCAACAGUGCUGUAGAAAGAGUACUUCUUCAACAUGAAGCGACCCCAAGCUCUCUUUGCCAACUCUGCCGACUGUGCAUCCGCAACAACAUAGGAAGACAGCGGUUCCAUCUCAUCCCCCAGCUCCAGUUACCAACAUUGCUGCAGAAUUUCUUACAGUAUCGAUAACACAGUAAAUAGUUUUACAUUCUUUGAAAAUCAAACAUUUCUAUUUCAUUUUCUUUUUAAAGUAUAGAAUGAUAUGGGUGAAGACGAGUACAGUUCACCUGGGGAAGCAGUAAAGUGUUAACGAAUUUCCAUUUGAAGAAUACUCAUUAGUACUCUUUAUGAAUUUUUAUGGUCUUCUGGAUUAUAAUAUGUUUAAAAUAGCUACACUAUCUUAGCAAUCUCAGUGUACCUUCUUGAUUUAGGGGAAAAAUGAGAGUUUAUCCACUUUAUGUUUUUUAUUAUAGAGCAGAAAAGAAAAUUGCAUACUUUUACUAAAUUUUUAAUUCAAUUGUAAAUUUCAUACUGUGUUACAUUUUGAAGGAUCUGUAUUCUUCAGAUAAUGGGUUAACUAUAAUUUUAGCUACCGCCAUUGGUUAUCUCUGUGAUUUUAAUAUUGACAAAAAAAUUUUUAGAGCAACUAAUAUGCUUUUUGAAAUAAAGAUGAAUUAUACACUU